Messenger RNA from Dracunculus medinensis (Guinea worm), 1237 nucleotides. Lineage: Eukaryota; Metazoa; Nematoda; Chromadorea; Rhabditida; Dracunculidae. The record is from the annotation of a GenBank genome assembly.
CUGGAAUUUUAUGCAUGGAUAUGAGCGAGAAGGAGCAAAUUUAGCAAUUUAUCACAAUGGAAAAUCAGUAGUAAAUAUAUGGAAUGGUUAUUCUGAUGCCGAAGCAGGAAGAAAGUGGACUUCAACAACAAAAUCUGUUUUAUUUUCGUCCAGCAAAGUUUCAUUUUCAGCAGUGGUGGCUUUAUGUAUGGCGAUGCUAGUGGAUCGAGGAUAUCUCUCCUAUGAUGAUUUAGUAAUCAAAUACUGGCCUGAAUACGGCAAGAAUGGCAAAAAUAAUACAACUAUCGAAGAUAUUUUAACUCAUAAGAUAUUUUUUAUUUUAUUUUCAAAAAAAAUAUUUUUUUUUGAAAUUUUCUAUCAUUUGUGUUAUUUUCGUUUUUUGGAUUUUUCAGCUGGCAUACCUUAUCUAGAAAAUAUCACCAUUGAAGAUGUGAAAAAGCAUGAUGUGAUCAUGCGCAAGCUUGAAGAUGCGCAACCAUUAUGGGAACCAGGAUCCACAUCCGGGUAUCACAUAGUGACUUUCGGCUGGUUGGUAGAUGGUAUUUUUCGCAAAGUUGAUAAGCGUGGUCGCGAUGUUCAAUCAUUUCUGAAAGAAGAAAUCGCUGAUAAAUAUGGCUUAAAUGUAAAUAUCGGACUGAAUAGAGAGAAUUUCGCUGAUCUGGCUCGGUUUUCUCAACCAGGUUUAAUAGAAUACGCUCGUGAUAUGCUUAUUGAUCCGCAAAUAUUGUUAAUAUUAAUUGCGAUGUUUCAUCCUUCAAAUAAAAUUGCUUGGAAUCUUCUAACUCAUUCCGCUUGGUUACCUAUUAAUUAUGACACGGUGGCAGUUAAUGAUCCUGAUGUAGUCGCAUUGAAUCUAGCUGCAGCAGUCGGUGUUGCAGAUGCUGAAAGUGUCGCUCGACUAUUUUCUCUCGCUCUAGAUGGUACCCUUUUAAGCAAUGCGACAUUGCAAUUAAUUUCUAAGCCUACGUUGUCACAUUGGUAUAUUGAGCAGGUGAUUAUGUAUCCUUUUCUUAAAGGACGGGGAUUCUUUUACGAUGAGCAUCCUACUGAAAAGGAUGAAUACUUAGCCGGUCAUCCGGGCUAUGGCUGUCAAGCUAUAAUCAUAGAUAUCAAAAAUAAUUUGACAAUGGCUUAUUUAACGAAUGGCCUAAAAACUAGUACCAGUAUUAUCUGUCAAAAUUAUAAUCGCCUAUUAAAAACAUUAUACCAAGUGAUAACAGAUCUCAAAAAAUCUUAG